Messenger RNA from Sabethes cyaneus, 1950 nucleotides. It is a transcript of the gene Dph1, whose product is annotated as 2-(3-amino-3-carboxypropyl)histidine synthase subunit 1. Gene Ontology annotation, molecular function: 2-(3-amino-3-carboxypropyl)histidine synthase activity. The record is from RefSeq and is a predicted model, not a curated record. Bases 273 to 1664 code for a protein of 463 amino acids. The transcript has 3 exons. Gene Ontology annotation, biological process: protein histidyl modification to diphthamide. NCBI's taxonomy places the organism in Eukaryota, Metazoa, Arthropoda, Insecta, Diptera, Culicidae.
GAUAUAUUUUUGCACAGAGUAGAGUGACUAUUUAUAGAUCUAUAUGUAGCACAGAGUUUUCUUUUAGAGUUUAACAAUAGUUCAUUUAAUGGUUCCAAAUUGUCUGGCAUCUCUGGGUGGUGAUUACUCCAUUACUUGUGUGAAGUUAGUCACGUAGUCUCGGCAAUGUGUCCUGCCCGUCCUGCCUGGCCUGUACAGAUCAUAACGGUGAAGGAAUCAAUUUUAACAUUGAAUAAAUAUUAGUUUAUUUCAAUCUAGCUGCUGUAGAUACUAUGAAGAUUAGUGUUUUAGAUUUACCUGUAGCAGAAAUGGCAGCCGUAGAUAUUCAGAAACCUGUGGUGGUCACUCCGGACGUUAAGAUAGUUAAGGCCAAACCUGUGCGAAAGGUAUUCAAGGGUACCACGAGAAUAAUAAACAAAAUUCCACAAUCGCUACUCAAUGAUCCGGAGCUGAAUGCGGCCAUCAGUGUGCUUCCAACUAAUUACAACUUUGAGUUUCACAAAACGAUUUGGCGCAUUCGAGAAAUGAAGGCAAAACGAGUGGCACUGCAGCUGCCCGAAGGUUUGCUGAUGUUUUCGCUAGUGAUAAGCGAUAUAAUCGAGAGGUUCACUGAGGCGGACACUAUUGUUAUGGGCGAUGUGACAUAUGGCGCUUGUUGCGUAGACGAUUACACAGCUAAAGCUCUAGGCGCAGAUCUGCUUGUGCAUUAUGGGCAUAGCUGCCUUGUUCCAGUUGACCAGACAGCUGGGAUAAAAGUGUUAUAUGUUUUUGUAGAUGUAAAAAUAGAUGCCUUACACUUCAUAGAAAGUGUAAAAAUUAACUUUCCGAAGGAACGCAAACUGGCUCUCGUUAGUACGAUACAGUUUGUGGCAACGUUGCAUGCUGCUGCUAAGGAGCUUCGUGAUUAUCAUUACGAUGUAACGAUACCACAAUUCAAACCGCUAAGUCCAGGAGAAAUCCUAGGUUGCACGGCUCCUCGAAUUAUUGAAGAAAGGACGCUCAUCUACUUGGGUGAUGGACGAUUUCAUUUAGAAGCAGCGAUGAUUUCCAAUCCUGACUUGGAAGCGUAUAAGUAUGAUCCAUACGAAAAGAAGUUUACCAGAGAAUACUACGAUCACUCUGCAAUGCGCAAGAAUAGAAAACAAGCAAUCGAUGUCGGUCGGAAUGCACGGAAGUUUGGACUUAUACUGGGGACGCUAGGACGACAGGGUUCAACCAAGGUGAUGACGCAUUUACAGAAGAGAAUAAAGUAUCAUAAUCGCCAGGCAGUGAUUAUUUUACUUUCGGAGAUUUUUCCUAGUAAACUGGAAUUGUUUAAGGAUGUUGAUGCCUUUGUUCAAGUGGCAUGCCCAAGGCUCUCUAUAGAUUGGGGAACAGCAUUUCCAAAGCCGCUACUUACACCGUACGAAUUAUCCGUUGCAUUGGGUGACGCUCAGUGGAAAUUGGAUGACGAUCAUCGGUUAUCAAGCAUUGGCACAAAUGGACAAGAAACUAUGAAGGAGAACAGGAUGUUCAGUGAAGCAUAUCCGAUGGAUUUUUAUGCCAACAAAAGUCUCGGCGAGUGGACUCCCAAUCACAAACCGUUGGAUAUAUGCGAAAAUUCGUUAGACGGUGGAUGCUGUGGGAGAUGCACAGAAGAAAAAAACAGAAAAGAAACCAGUUAGAUGCCUGUAUGCACCAGCGUGCCCGGAAGCUUCCAACAUCGUGAGAUUAGCCACCAAAAACACUCGAAUUAUAACACUAGGACAUUCAUUGAAACAGUAAAGCUUUUUGUGCUUAAAAUAAUCAAGUAACACGCAAUCUAUUAUAAAUUAUGAGUUUUAUGAUAGACUUAUGGCUGGUUUGAAGGUGGGUGUUCUGAACACAUCUGUGGUAAAUUGUAUAUAUGUGUUAUUGCAUAACAGUGCGUUAAGGUGUUUGUGGCUAUCACUUGGAGAAAAUAUAGGUAUU